Molecule: messenger RNA, 480 nt
Organism: Neopsephotus bourkii (Bourke's parrot)
Lineage: Eukaryota; Metazoa; Chordata; Aves; Psittaciformes; Psittacidae
Product: pre-mRNA-splicing factor ATP-dependent RNA helicase PRP16-like
Exons: 3
Coding region: 56-298 (80 amino acids)
Source: RefSeq, a predicted model, not a curated record
AUACACGCAGUGUGUCACUGCUGUGGAUGGAGAGUGGCUGGCAGAGCUGGGCCCCAUGUUCUACAGUAUCAAGCAUGCUGGCAAGUCACGUCAGGAGAACCGCCGCCGUGCCAAGGAGGAAGUGUCUGCCAUGGAGGAGAUGGCGCUGGCCGAGGAGCAGCUGCGUGCCCGCCGGGAGGAGCAGGAGCGCCGCAACCCUCUGGGCAGUGCCAGAGCUACUAAAAUCUACACCCCUGGGCGGAAGGAGCGGGGCGAGCCCCUGACACCAGGACACACUCCAGCACGCUUUGGCCUCUAAGGCAGCAGUGCCCGUUGCUUUGAAGCUUAAAGACUUUCAGGAGGAGCUGAGUCUUAGGAGUGUGGCCAGCCUCUCUGAUCACUGUACUCUCUGAGGCACUCUACAGCUUGUGGCCCAGAAAAGAUAUGGUGCUUGGCACUGAUUUUGCUACAGAACAGAAAAGACUUUAUUUUGUUUAAAAG